Messenger RNA from Bombina bombina (fire-bellied toad), 3539 nucleotides. It is a transcript of the gene RIOK2, whose product is annotated as RIO kinase 2. Gene Ontology annotation, cellular component: preribosome, small subunit precursor; cytosol; nucleus. Gene Ontology annotation, molecular function: ATP binding; protein serine/threonine kinase activity. The record is from RefSeq and is a predicted model, not a curated record. Gene Ontology annotation, biological process: maturation of SSU-rRNA; protein phosphorylation. The transcript is spliced from 10 exons. Lineage: Eukaryota; Metazoa; Chordata; Amphibia; Anura; Bombinatoridae. Bases 23 to 1645 code for a protein of 540 amino acids.
GUUCCACAACCGAGCGAGCAGCAUGGGGAAGCUCAAUGUGGUGCUGCUGCGGUACUUGUCUCGAGAUGACUUCCGUGUCCUUACUGCGGUUGAAAUGGGCAUGAAGAAUCAUGAAAUUGUACCUGCAAGUUUAAUAGCCUCUAUAGCAAGCUUAAAACAUGGUGGCUGCAACAAGGUAUUGCGUGAGUUAGUGAAGCACAAGCUUGUUGCAUAUGACCGCACAAAAACUGUUCAGGGCUAUCGUUUAAUUUAUGGAGGUUAUGACUACUUGGCAUUAAGAACACUGUGUUCUCGAGAAGUAGUCACUUCUGUUGGAAACCAGAUGGGCGUUGGUAAAGAGUCAGACAUUUAUAUUGUUGCAAAUGAAGAAGACAAACAACUUGCCUUGAAAUUGCACCGACUUGGUAGAACAUCUUUUCGGAACCUUAAAAACAAGCGGGAUUAUCACAAGCACAGGCAGAAGAUGUCAUGGCUCUAUUUGUCACGUCUGGCUGCAAUGAAAGAAUAUGCAUAUAUGAAGGCUCUUUAUGACAGAGGGUUCCCUGUUCCGAAACCUUAUGAUUACAAUAGACAUGCAGUGGUCAUGGAGCUAAUAAAUGGAUAUCCAUUGUGCCAAAUAUGCCAAAUUGAAGAUCCAGCAUCAUUAUAUAAUGAAUUAAUGGAAAUGAUAGUAAAACUUGCCAACCAUGGUCUUAUCCAUGGUGACUUCAAUGAGUUUAAUCUAAUGCUGGAUGAAGAAGAUCACGUUACCAUGAUUGAUUUCCCACAAAUGGUAUCCACAUCUCAUGCUAACGCUGAAUGGUAUUUUGAGCGAGAUGUUAAAUGUAUUAGAGAUUUCUUUAUUAAACGCUUCAACUAUGAAAGUGAACUCUAUCCAACCUUUAAGGAUAUCCAGAGAGAAUGUUCACUUGAUGUGGAGAUUGCAGCCAGCGGCUACACUAAAGAAAUGCAGGAGGAUGAUGAUCUUCUUCACCCACUGGGCCCAUAUGAUGAAGAGGAAACUAAUGAUGUGUGCAAUGACCCCACAGAGGGAGAAAGAAACCAAGAGACAGUGUAUAAUGAGCAAAUCCCUUUAGAUGCACCUAGUACCCAGUCACUUAUAGACUCUGCCCACAGCCAAGAUGGUGAAACAGACAAAAUGUUACAAAGCUUAGACAUGGCUGAGUUCUCUUGUGCUUUGGCAGAACUAGAAGGUCACCCUGUUGUAAAUAAACACAAGAAUAUCCCUGACACAUCUGACAUCACUGACUCUGUAGGUGAUGAACUGAUAGAUGAAAAUGUAAACUCGGCUGACCACAAAGGAAGUCCAGGAGAGGAGGAAUAUGAAGAUGAAUGCCCUGAUCUAGUAGAUCUGUCUGCAGCAAACAAGGGUUACAAACCAUUCAGAGAUGAAGAUAGCUGGCAGCAUGUCAGUGAACACAGAGCACGAACUACAAGUGUUAAUUCAGUAGCCACUCAUGGUAGCUGUUCAACUAUCCCCCCUGAAUUGGUGAAACAGAAGGUGAAGCGUCAACUAACAAAACAACAGAAAGCUUCGAUCAGGCGAAGACUACAAAAGGGGGAAGCAAAUGUAUGCACCAAACAGCGCAGAGAAAAUAUGUACAAUAUUAAAUGGAGCGUAGAUGCCGCUAGCUUCUGGGGCUAGCAGCAUUAUAAUGCUGUAAUUUGUCUUCUGAUUAGAUGACUGUCUGAUGACCUAUCUUAAAUUGACUUUAAUAUUGGUAUUUUUGUAUAAAACCAUGAUUUUUUUUUAUAUAUAUAUAUAUAUAUAUAUAUAUAUAUAAUCGGCACUCACUCCAAACUCCACUUUAUUGGUGACGUUUUGGGAAUAAUCCUUCCCCUUCCUCAAAACAAGAAGGGAAACGUUUAUCCCCAAAAUGUCACCAAGUUUGGAGUGAGGCUGAGCCUUAUGUAUUCAUUGGAUGUCUUUUUCUCAAGCACCCCCAAAUUAUAUUGUUGAAGUGAGAGUGCAAUUUUUUGGACUUUGCUAUAUACAUGCGUAUAAACAAUUAAAUUAGUUUACUAUUUAUUGCCUUGGUAACAGAAAACUACAAAUACAGAUGUAAUUUACAUACAGCUUUUAUGAUUUGUCCAUUGCUUUUCCACAAAGGAUAUCUUUAGUUUUUGCAAAGUAAUACACUUGCAUAAAAAUAUCCCCUUUAUGGACUAUUAAAAACAGUAGAACUGCAUAAUAAUAAAAAGACAAUGUAAGAAAACUAACUUUGAAUUUCAAAUAAGCAUUAAAAUAUUUUACUGACAAUUUUCUCUUUUAUGCCCCUGUAUCAAGUGACCACCAUCAGCCAACCUGAAUCCCACUGUGAAGUUUUAAAACAUUUUUUUUAAUUCUUAUGCGAUUUUAAACAUGUAAUUGUCAUGUCGAGUUAAAGUGAAAUUAAUUUUUCUUUAUUGCAUAUAAAACAAAGAUGCAUGUUUGUCAUGGUUCACCAAUAAUUGUGGAAGUUAUUGUUAUCAGCCAAUGAGCUAUCUCUCCCUUCAGUUGUGCACAAAUAUGCGAUUCCUGCUCCUUUCAUUUUAUUUAAACAGUUUUUAUUUGUUACAUAGAAAAUAUUUUAAAUAGUGCUCCUUCAUGGCCCUUUAAGCAAGUUACUAAUAAUGUUUUAUGUAUAAAAAAACUUUGCAGUGUAAAAUUAUCAGCAAAGGAACAUACAAGCCACAACUGAAAGUGAAUUUAAUUUUUUUUAUGUAAUUAUUUUCGCAAUACGUGUAUUGUGACUGUGUCAGUAAUAGCUUUUGCUGUGUACAGAACAUAUGUUCAGUGUACCUGAUUAUACACCAUAUAUUAUUAUCCUUUAUUUGUAUAGCGCCGCCAGAUUCCUUAGGGCUAUACAUUUCAUUGCUAUUAAAUUUAUUUAAAUAUCCACUAAUACAUAACGGCUCCUAGACAGUUGGAUGAUUGCAUAUGUACAUAUGAUUCAUGCACAGCAAAAGCACUGAAACAUUUAAUAUUUUUUAUUUUUUUUAAACUCCCUAUCCCACUCAUGUAAAAAACACAUACAAAGGCAAAUAAUACCCACAAUUUAUUUUGGUAUGCUGUGUAAUCAUGUUUGAACCCCAGGAAUUAUAGAUUUCAUUCUUUAGCUGAAUUAUACAAUAUUGGCAUAAAAAAAAAAGUAUUCCCUACUAUAAAUAUGUAAAACCUAUUAGGUGAUUUAUGUGAUCUGAAUCUUUAAUAAUGAUCACUAAAAUGUUUUAAUUAGUCUUGUUUUUGUUGGUAGGGAAUUUUUUUCCUACAAGUCUUCUCCCAAUGUGUCUGUGAGAUAUACCAUAAUCCUCAGAUCCUUGACUUCUCAAUGUUAUUGACAAAAUAAUAAGAAACAAAACUCAUUGAAGUAAAACUAAUUUAUAAAUAUGAAUUUAAAUCAUGCUUUAUGUGGCUUAAAUAUACAAGUUUCAAAAUGGUACUUCUCCAUCCUCCCGAAGGUUGGUAAAUCUGGUACAAUUCAUUGGUUUGUGGUGGUAAAUUGAUUUCCUGCAUUUUUGCAAUAUUGGUUCAUUAAAAUCUAUUUUUCGGUACCUUA